Ochotona curzoniae (black-lipped pika) is the source of this 5116-nucleotide messenger RNA. It is a transcript of the gene CDH13, whose product is annotated as cadherin 13. Gene Ontology annotation, molecular function: calcium ion binding; cadherin binding. Gene Ontology annotation, cellular component: adherens junction; plasma membrane; catenin complex. The record is from RefSeq and is a predicted model, not a curated record. Gene Ontology annotation, biological process: sprouting angiogenesis; adherens junction organization; homophilic cell-cell adhesion. The transcript has 15 exons. Lineage: Eukaryota; Metazoa; Chordata; Mammalia; Lagomorpha; Ochotonidae. Bases 1538 to 3838 code for a protein of 766 amino acids.
GCCCCAGCAGAAAGUCAUGAAUGCACCACUCACUAGGACUGCCAUAGCAAAUCACUGCAAAUUUAGAGCAACUGAAGUUUAUUCUUUCACGGUUCUGGAGGCCAGAAGUCUAAGAUCAGGCUUCCACAGGGCCUUGACUCUAAGGAAGAAUUAACUCUUCUUCAUUUUAGCUUCUGGUGAAUCUUGUUGUUUCUUGUCUUUGCCUUCAUCAGUCUGGUCUCUGUAUGUGUCCUCAUGUGACUUUGUCUGCUCUGCUUUUCCUCUGUGACUGCAUGUCUCAAAUCUCAUUCUCUUUUACAAAGACUUUAGUCAUUGAAUUUGGGCCCUCUCCUAAAUUCAGGAUGGUUCAUUUUAGAGGUUCUUGUCUUUAAAGAUUCCAUUUCCAAGUAAUAUCCCAUUCAUAGGUACCAGGGAUUAGGACAUGAAUAUAAUAGAAAAAUAUUAGGACCUGAACAUUUGUGUGUGUGUGUGUACAUUUUUUUGGUGGGGGAGGGAUAUUUUCAAUCCACUUCUCUGAGCAAAGAUCCCAAGUCAAGAAAGAUUGCCUUUGGUCACAUGGAAUACUAACUCUUGUCUUCUAGGGGGCCCCAAUUCUUGUUAGGAGUAGGGCUCCUUGAGUAAGCUCAUAAGUUCAAAAGCAAGCAAACCUUAGGGCUCUAUACUCAGAGGACUCAACAUUUGUGUCAUUGCUCUGGUCACUGUUUUGGAAUCUUUGAUAAUUUUAUCUCUAAACUUUUCAAGUGAAUUCUGAUGGCCCAGCGGAGCUUGUGCAUGACCAAAGGAGACAUACACUAUAUGUAUGUGUCCACUGAUUGCUACGAUCCUGUUGGCAUAUGGAUUUUCCAGUGCCUCCUGAGGAUGAAAUUCCUGUGGGUCUAUGAAGCAUGGGAAUACUUUCAGAGCAAGUGCCAGGUAGGCAUGUUCUAGGUAUGAUCAAGUAUGCAAAGGAGCAAAGGGCCCUGAGAAAGCCAUUUUCCUUCAAGCCAGAGCUUGCUGUGAGUGCAGAAAGAAGACAGUGAUGUCCUGUGGAGACAUGAAGGAUAAACAGGACUUUCCUACUCGUCAGUUCCCUGGUUUGGGGAGCUACUUAUGUUGGAAGUGAAGAGAAAGUAAAGAUGGAUGUUGCAUAGUUCCUUUUCCUUUUACUCCUCCUUGCUUAUCAGUAAGGUGUAGGCAGCAAGCAUGUGUAUCAGGAAAGGAAAGAAAGCACUUGCAAUAGUUUGAUGUCGUAUUUGCUCUGUUCUGGUAAGAAUGAAAUACAUAUGCAUGUGGGAGCUAUGGAAUACUAAGUGCAUGAUUUCUGUGAGUCUGCAUACUAGUUAAAGACUCCCAUAUUUGCCUUUGAAACUGGCACCGCAAAUACAAAGAUAAAUGGUAAAAUUCAUGUUAAUAAUUUAAAAUGUUAAUUUCUCUUUACUUGGAAUGACAUUAAAUAGCAAAUAAAAAGUAUCAUGACAAGUUGAGAGGAAGACUGUGGAAGAAAGGAAAAAGUUGUGCAUUUUAAUGCCUUGAACAGCAUGUUUCUAGUUUCUGAACAAUGUGCCCCUCAUUUCCAUUCAUAAUUGCUAGAUCCUUGACAUAUUAUGGAUGGCCCUGCAAAGAUGGCUACUGUGCAGAACCCUACAAGUUCUCCAAGUUGACUCUGCUUCCCAGUCCUGGCAAAUUCAUUUAUCCACUUCUGAAAUCUUUACCAAGACUUCCUAUGCAGUGGGUGCCAGCUAAUGUGCUGAUUACAAAGGUGUUGUUAACAUCUGCAGAAGAUUUGGACUGUGCUCCUGGAUUUCAGCAGAAGCUCUUCCAUAUUAAUCAACCAGUCGAGUUCAUCAAGGACCAGUCGGUUCUCAACUUGACCUUCAGUGACUGCAAGGGAAAUGAGAAGCUCCACUAUGAGGUCUCCAGCCCGUACUUCAAGGUGAACAGCGAUGGUGGCUUAGUGGCCCUGAGGAACAUAACUGCAGUGGGCAGGACUCUCUUCGUCCACGCACGGACUCCCCAUGCUGAAGACAUGGCAGAACUUGUGAUCGUUGGGGGGAAGGACAUCCAGGCCUCCUUGCAGGACAUAUUUAAAUAUGCAAGAACUUCUCCUGUCCCAAGACAAAAGAGAUCGAUUGUAGUGUCUCCCAUCCUGAUUCCUGAGAAUCAGAGGCAGCCAUUCCCGAGAGACGUCGGCAAGGUGGUCGACAGUGACAGACCCGAAGGGUCCAAGUUCCGGCUCACUGGAAAGGGAGUGGAUCAGGAGCCUAAAGGGAUUUUCAGAAUCAAUGAGAACACGGGCAGCGUCUCCGUGACACGGACCUUGGACAGAGAAGCCAUCGCUACUUACCAACUCUCUGUGGAGACCACUGACAUCAAUGGGAAAACUCUGGAGGGGCCGGUGCCGUUGGAAGUUAUUGUGAUUGAUCAGAAUGACAACAGACCCAUCUUCCGAGAAGGCCCCUACGUCGGCCACGUGAUGGAAGGGUCACCCACAGGGACCACAGUGAUGCGAAUGACAGCCUUUGACGCGGACGACCCUGCCACCGACAAUGCCCUACUGCGAUACCACAUCCGCCAGCAGACGCCUGACAAGCCAUCCCCCAACAUGUUCUACAUCGACCCGGAGAAGGGAGACAUCGUCACCGUGGUGUCGCCUGCACUGCUGGACCGAGAGACUCUGGAAAACCCCAAGUACGAGUUGAUCAUCGAGGCUCAGGACAUGGCUGGACUGGACGUCGGCCUAACGGGGACCGCCACAGCCACGAUCAUGAUCGAUGACAAAAAUGACCAUUCGCCAAAGUUCACCAAGAAAGAGUUUCAAGCCACGGUGGAAGAAGGAGCUGUGGGGGUCAUUGUCAACCUGACCGUUGAAGACAAGGAUGACCCGGCCACGGGCGCGUGGAGAGCCGCCUACACCAUCAUCAACGGAAACCCGGGCCAGAGCUUCGAGGUCCACACCAACCCCCAGACCAACGAGGGGAUGCUUUCCGUUGUCAAGCCCCUGGACUACGAGAUCUCCGCCUUCCACACCCUGUUAAUCAAGGUGGAAAACGAGGACCCACUUGUGCCCGACGUGUCCUACGGCCCCAGUUCCACGGCCACUGUCCACAUCACUGUGCUGGAUGUCAACGAGGGCCCAGUCUUCUUCCCAGACCCCAUGACGGUGACCAGGCGGGAGGACAUUUCCGUGGGCAGCGUGCUGCUGACGGUCAAUGCCACGGACCCCGACUCCCUGCAGCACCAAACCAUCAGGUAUUCUGUUUACAAGGACCCUGCAGGCUGGCUGAACAUCAACCCCAGCAACGGCACCGUUGACACCACAGCUGUGCUGGACCGUGAAUCUCCAUUCGUCCACAACAGCGUGUACACUGCCCUCUUCCUAGCUAUCGACAGUGGCAACCCGCCUGCCACCGGCACCGGCACCUUGCUGGUGACCCUGGAGGAUGUGAACGACAACGCUCCCGUCCUCCACCCCACGGUGGCUGAAGUCUGCGAUGACGCCAAAAAUCUCAGCGUCGUCAUCCUGGGAGCAUCCGACAAGGACCUUCACCCGAACACCGACCCGUUCAAGUUUGAAAUUCACAAGCAGACCGUUCCCGACAAGGUCUGGAAGAUCUCCAAGAUCAACAACACGCACGCCCUGGUGAGCCUGCUGCAAAACCUGAACAAAGCCAACUACAACCUGCCCAUCAUGGUGACAGACUCGGGGACACCUCCCAUGACAAACAUCACAGAUCUCAGGGUACAAGUGUGUUCCUGCAAGAAUUCCAAAGUGGACUGCAACUCCACGGGGUCCCUGCGCGCCAGCCUGGCCUUGGCCUUGGCCUUGCUCGUCUCGCUCUUCAGCAUAGCCUGUCUGUGAGAGCUGCUGGUGUCCCCCAGAGCGUGACUUCCAGGUUUCCAUAGCAACAGGAGAACAGAAGCAAACCAUCUGUCCAAAUCCGAAGACUGCAGUUGCCCACUGUGGACCUCCACGCCCAGGCCCCGGCCGUCCCCAGGUUCUGUUUAUUUGCGAUUUCACUUAGUCUGUACUUCACCACUCUGGCGGGAUCUUCCUUUCUCUCUUAAUUCGUGGAAUCCUCUGACUUCGCCCUGAGAUGUUCAAAGUCAGGACGGGGAACCUGACCUUGCGGCAGCAGGAGCGCUGAGGACUUCCUCUGAUGUGUUGACACGUUGCUGGCCAGUGCUCCCACACGGCUUUGUCUGUGGGUUACUAUUUGUAUAUGUCUGAGAAUCUGUAUGUGUAUAUACACGGUAUUUAUAGAGGGUGGGACUGCAAGAAGCCUAGUUUUGAUAAUGCCACUCUUCCGUGAUUAGUUACAGAAAGAGAGGGGAGGUGCCAAGACAACUGAGUCCUCACCCCCACCAGCCCCCAGCCCCAUCAGGGCCUCCUCAAGCAGAGGAGGGAGUUUCACCCUCCGAUGGCCAGCACAGGGUAGAGACAGCGUCUCAAGGGCAUCGGUCUGAUCCGGGGGCAUCCCAAGGGGCAGCACGGCUUGCAGGAGACGCCCUGUGGCGCCACUGGGCCUGCAGCCAGCCGCAGCCCCAUCGUGAGGUCACACAGUAGGCCAGCAGGUACCAUGUUGUAUACACGUAUAUACCCACAUGUAUAGACAGACCGGUGACGCACUUCACACCCUUUCUCUCCUCUACACAUGCAUACAAUAGAGUAAAUGCAGGGAGUUGUAAAAGUACCCUUUGUGUGACUCGACUACCGUUGUUUGCAAACCUGAAAAUAAAAGCUGUUUCUUCUGUAUGAGAAGCAACUGGUUUUCAUUCUGUGAGUGUGACACAGGUAAGAGAAAAGUCGGUGCCCACCCCAAGGUUAGCUUCCUGUUGAGCAAACUACAAAUGCACCAUCAAGCCUCACACCAGGCUUUUCUCCCAAAUGCAGCCCACAACAGGCUGUGGCUUCUGUGACAGCUAGCCACAAACAAAGGUUAGGUCAGGGUCCUAGCAGAUUUUCACACAUGCACACAUGUACACACACACCCAUGCACCCACAGGCUUUUUUAUGCAGUCUAUGUUUGCACCUGUACUUUUCGGCCCGCCUUCUAUAGCAAGCAGGAAGCAUCUGUUGUCUGUGUUGGAGUGAAUUAUGCACCUAUUGUAUUUGUUUCUAUAGUAAACCUUUUUGGAA